This is a messenger RNA of Acipenser ruthenus (sterlet), 2360 nucleotides long. RefSeq names its product transcription factor Atoh1-like. Gene Ontology annotation, molecular function: protein dimerization activity. The record is from RefSeq and is a predicted model, not a curated record. The transcript has a single exon. Bases 623 to 1411 code for a protein of 262 amino acids. NCBI's taxonomy places the organism in Eukaryota, Metazoa, Chordata, Actinopteri, Acipenseriformes, Acipenseridae.
CACACACAUCUUACAGUUAACCAAGGUAAACUGAUACCCCCUCAACACAGUUUGGUUAGGUUAGUAGCCAAAAGCCCUGUAAUUAAAUAAUUACAGAGACAAACAGACACAUGCGCCACCAAUUAUGUUUCAAAUAAAUGAAUAUUUAAUGUGAAACAGGAGUCUUGUUUGAGGGGUUAUUUGCGCAUACGUUCACUCCCUGUGAGGGAUUCGACCUGAAUGCACACGGCUCAAUUACAGGCCGCUGGCUUUGGGACAGUAUUCCAAAACUUUCUUCCAAAAAAAAAAAAAAAUCCCUGGACUUGUGGGGAGGGGUGCUGUGAUUGGCUGAAAGCACGCGACACGCGCACAAAAAGGAGGAGACAGAGCGAGCAGCGGAAUUUAAAGAGUGCGCUGAGAGAUUGAAGAGAAGAGGAACUGGGGAUCUGCAACAGAUAAAGAGAAGCGACCUGAAGCGACAACGCUGCCCUAUCAGCUGUUGAAGAGUUUACAGUGCAUAUCUGCUAGAAUAGAUUUAGUGGCCGUAUAACUGCGCAUACAUUGCGGUGUUAAAUAGUAUUUAUUGUGUGACUUUCACGCUGUUACUGGCCUAACUUGUAUUUACACUGUUCUGCGAAAGAAAAUGUCACUAGCAAAUGCAAAACUGUCUCUGUUGGACUGGACAGAAGGGAAUGUAGAGGAGCGUCAAUCUGAACACCUGAAGUUUUCAGAAGUACCCAGACUGGCGAGCAGUGACCCCCGAAGCUGGCUCAACUCCACUUUGCAAGCAGCAAGCCCCGGGUACGCGCCGUACCCCUCCACUAGCGGGUCGGUGUCUGCAUUAUUCAACCACGAAUCCAUGGAGGAGGACUAUGAAAAGAUGAUCACCGGCAGCAAGGUGUCAGGCACCACGGCCCUAACUGAGCAAAACCUCGCGCCUUUCACCGGCCCGCAGAAGCACAGGAGGGUCGCGGCUAAUGCAAGAGAGAGGCGGAGGAUGCACGGUCUCAACAGGGCUUUCGACCAGCUCAGAAGCGUCAUCCCGUCCAUGGAAAACGAGAAGAAGCUGUCCAAGUACGACACCUUGCAAAUGGCGCAGAUCUACAUCAACGAACUGUCAGAGCUGCUGGACAAUCUGAAUGAAAGCGAGUGCAGCAGCCCCGGGACCCAGGGGAGAAGAUGCAGCGUGCAGCAAACCUGCUCCCCCGGAGGGGUCGGGGGGCUCGGCGGGAGCUUCCCGCGGGAUCCCCCGACUUCUUCGGCCAGGUUUUCCCAAGAGAUCCCAUCCUCAGCCGGACACUUGAUCAUCCUUUCUAACCCCAAAUCCGGAUUGGGGAAUGACAGCAAUUGCAAGAUGAGCUCGUCCAACGGCAGUGAUGGAGAGUCUUCCCAUUUCAGUGACUGCGAGGACGGGCACACGGACAGACAUUAGACCGGGCACACAGGGUCCGUUUCUGUCAGCUGCAGUCCUGUGGACUAUAAUGGGCUGGCGCUGGUGGGACAAAGUUAACCAGCCCGACAAAAGUGUGGUAGAAUGGAUUAAACUAAACGUUCUUUAUUGUACCACAUGCAUGUGCUAAAAAAAUAUUUCAAAAACCUUAUACCGAGUAAAAAAGGUAAACGUUUGUGAAAUUCGAGGCGGCAAUUAAGUCUAGCAACAGCUACAAAACAAGCAGCAUUUAUUCUCAUUAUUAACAACCAAAAUACGUCCUACUCAGGGUCUGAAAUGGGGAUGACAGUCCUACCCACUCAGCUGGAAACUUUUUUUUUUUUUACAUUUAACUUUUGUAUAAAUAAAGCCAUGUAACCUUUAUACACACUUUAUAUAUUUUUAACUUAUAAUGUUAAUUGUAAAUUAGGUGGGCGUUUUAUAGCACACGCCCAUUAACUACGUAAUACUCAACAGUGCUAAAUUGAGAGACACUAAGAAAUGUAAUUAAUUCAUAAUUCAUUAAAGCCCUGAAGAGCAUCUCUGUGUAGGGGUGUUGAUUUUGUAAAACAAAACAAAAAAAAAUGGAAAUAUGAUAAAAUGCAGCAGUGUGUCCAUGUUGCACAGUAAAUGCUUAUAUAUUUACAUAAAAAGAAUACUGUAAAAAACGGAACAUUUGCAAAAGUUAAGCUGUUUUUCCAUUAAAUUAUACACAUUUUCCUUACUUUUUCCCUAUCUUUGAUCACCACUGACAUAAUAUACUGUUUUUUUUUAUAAGCAGUGUAAUUUAUAUUUUUUUUAUUAAAUUCAGGAGAGGUACAGUAGUUGCACUUUUUAAUUCAGAACAGUCCCUAUCUGUUGGGAGGAAUUCUCAGAUAGGUCUUUUAGAUCUUAUAUAUUGCUUUAUGUCUGCAGGAUAUCUGUAUUUUUUAUUUCCUGUGAUUAUUAUUUU